GCUUUUUCAGUCAUGCUAAAUAGUUAUUAAGAUGUAAUCCCGGUUUUUAUAAAGUCUAGGUCUUCCAGGUUGUAGUUACAUAUGAGCUUUUACCACCCUAUCAUGGAAGAAGAAAGAAAGCGUUGAAACUCGGUAACGUAUCUUAACGUCUAAAUUUUCGAGGCAUAUGUAUGCAGUUAUUGAAGUAAUUCUGAAUGUCAAGUUUUAAAAAUAGGGCUUUAUGAGAGAGUCACAGAGAAAAAACAAUGCAGUCAACUGAAUAUUAUUUUCCGGAAUCAAGUUAAGUUCGGUAAAUAUUUCUGUUGAUUUUUUCAACAAGUAUGUUUAAACUUUCAGUGAAAAUGUUUGCAUCUCCUUAUUUUUCUCACAGAGAAUGCUUUUCCUUCCAAAGCUUCUGUUUUGAGCCCGUUCAAUGACUAAAAAGAAAAAAACGGGGAAAGGCCAAAGCAAAAUCAAAGAUUGCAAAACCUGAUGGGCAGAACUUUUUAUUCCAAGUCAUAUCCCCAAUAGUUAAGUUCUCUUGUAUAUUUUUAACGCUACAGUUUUCUAUAUUCGGAAAAUUGGUAAAAAGAAUCGUUGCCUAUUUUGGGUUAAGUCAGCUGUAUAUGCUCAGGGCGCAUUUUUAUUUUCCGACAUUUACCAAAACAAAAAAGAAGAAAAAAAUUCACAUUGACCAAAUAAAACUAUAAAUUGAAUGAAAAAAUUGAAACAAUGUUGGAGCUUGCGUGAAAUCAGAGAAAGGCAUUUUCCCGAGGACUCAAAACAUGGGGAAAAUCCUUGUUAGGAACAGAUUGCAAAGUUUCCGGCAAUUAAAAAAUGACACAGCCAUAAUUUGCAAUCUAUUUUUCUCUGGGCGAUAUUAAACCAAUCAGAAAUACUAGUCUAACUAUAGGAAAUCCAAGUCUAUUGAAUCUUUUUUUAAUAACGGAAGCAAUUCAUAUUGACUACGCUAGAUUUUGCUGUUUUAGAUUCAGAACUACAUUAACUAGGCCGCUUUGAUGUUCGUUGGUCUUUGUAGCAUCGAGGACAUAUGCGGAUUUAAUAUAGUCAGAAAAAUGAAUUGGAUAUUAUUCACGAGGCAGUAUUUUCACAAUGUAUUUUAUUUUCUUGCGCAUUUUUUCAAGGCUGCAAGAAAUAUCUGCCUACUUGUAUGUCUUGUUCGAGAGUUUUCUGCUUAAAAUUAAGUCCUGAAGUCUUUUUUAUCACGAUAUUUUCCCAAUUAUUUUAAGCGUUUUUCACAAAUCAGAUAUGACUGAUUCUCAAAAUUCCAUCUGUAUCGAAUGAGCGGUUAAUAAGGCUGCGGACUGUAAGCCUGAAAUAUCAAAGCUGAAAAUCAACUUAAAACAAAGCCAGGAAAUUUGAGUCUGUUCAUAGAUCUUUCAUCUGUAUUACUUCAUCUGUAAAAAAAGAUUCCAGAUUUUCUCGUAGGACCCAGGCUCUGCCAUGUUUGUAAAAAUCCAUAGACCACGUGACCCUGAAAACCUGUCAUCAAAGGGUAUUUUAUGGGGAUAACCGGUUAUUGUUAUACUGUUAUUGUUAUUACAGUUAGGCUUUCGGUGUUUAAUUUUGUUUAAACUGCGUUAUUUUGUCAUCUUUCAGCCUGUAUUUGUAAAUGAUGGAGUACGCUGAUUCGUCUGUGUACUUUUCGUUUACAUUUACGCAACAAGACAUUGACAAUGUACUUUACGGAUACAUUCGUACUCCAGAAAAAGUAACCAAUGGUUUUGCACUGUCUGGUAUCUACAUCAACACACCAAGUAAUGAAAUGCGGUGGAACCCAUGGCUUGCCAAUAUUGCUCAAGUGCAUCAAGAAACCAACACGUGCCACCCCAUACCUUGUAUGGAGUUGUUUCAGGAAGAGCUUUGCGUCCAAAACUUACCUGAGACUGUUAAAAUUGUAGAGACAGUUUUACCAACUGGAAGACACAGAGCAGUAUUUUGUGGUCAGAAGAGGAUUUCGAAAGGUACACGGUUUGGCCCAUACACGGGGAGUAUUGUUUUACCGUUGGAAAUGAGAUCACUGGAAAAAGACUGUGUUUGGGAGAUAUUUCAAGACGGUGAACUGACACAUUAUGUGGACGGAGCAGGUGACCAAUCAAACUGGAUGAAAUACGUCAACUGUGCCAGGCACGAGACCGAGCAGAACCUGAUACUCAUUCAAGAAGAAGGAGAGCUGUUUUAUGAAGUCAACAAGGACAUUGCUGAAGGAAGUGAGCUGUUGGUAUGGUACGGAGAUAGCUACCUUAAAUAUAUGGGUAUUCCCAUCACCAUGAAGACCAAAAUGACCAAGAUAGACAGUGAAGGGGGAAUCGGUGGAGACAGCUUUGCUUGUGACCGUUGUGGUAAAGUUUUCGCCUACAAAUAUUACCGUGACAAACACCUCAAGUACACGAGAUGUGUAGAUCAAGGUGACCGAAAGUACCCGUGCCACCUUUGCAACCGUUCCUUCGAAAAACGUGACCGUCUUCGCAUACACAUCUUACAUGUCCAUGAGAAACACAGACCUCAUCAAUGCAAUCAGUGUGGCAAGCGGUUUUCGCAGUCCUCGAGCUUAAACAAGCAUUUAAGGGUACACAGUGGGGAAAGGCCGUAUAAGUGUCCCUAUUGUAUAAAGGCUUUCACCGCGUCAUCUAUACUCCGAACUCACAUCCGACAACACAGCGGAGAAAAGCCAUUUAAAUGCCGACAUUGUGGCAAGGCGUUCGCCUCACAUGCAGCACAUGAUAGCCACGUGAGACGCACGCACACAAAAGAGAAACCCUGCAUUUGUGAAUUCUGUGGCAAAGCGUUUGCGCAGUCGUAUGAACUAAAAUUUCACAUGAACAUGCACACUGGCGAGAAACCUUACACCUGUGAAAAAUGCGGCCGAGGAUUUUCAAGUCCUUCGUCUCGUGAUCGCCACCGAUCGAAUUUCGACUGCACUACUCGGAAAAACCGAGCCCCAAAGAUGAUGCGAAAGGGUUCCGAAGGAAAUGAGAGUGACUUGAAUGGCGCAGACGUAGAGGGGUUUAUGGCCGAAGAGGAACAAGUGAAAUAACUUAAGCUACUUAUCUAGUAGCUUACACACUUUCUACUAUUACAUUUUAAAGAUUUUAUAACGCUUUAAUACGGGUUUAAAAUUGAUCGAUUGCGGAUUGAAAUGUGAAACUAUUCAUUUUUGGCUGUUAGUGACAGAACUGUUAUCUGGUUGCUCUCCGUGCAACUUCCAGACGGUUGGGUCAAAAAUAAAACGAGAGAGACAAUACCACAGAACGAGAGGAAACUAUUAUAAGAAACAGUAGAAGUACUAUAUAUAUACCAGUAUGAAGGCUACUCACGGUACAUAUGGAUUUAAAUACAGUUCUGUUUGGUAGACCAACAAACGUUGGUCUACUCAUCAGUUAAUCUCCAUACAUAUAUAUAUAUAUAUAUAUAUAUAAAUAUUGUAGUACACGAGGAC
Molecule: messenger RNA, 3439 nt
Organism: Stylophora pistillata
Lineage: Eukaryota; Metazoa; Cnidaria; Anthozoa; Scleractinia; Pocilloporidae
Product: PR domain zinc finger protein 14
Biological process (GO): regulation of transcription by RNA polymerase II
Cellular component (GO): nucleus
Molecular function (GO): protein binding; RNA polymerase II transcription regulatory region sequence-specific DNA binding
Source: RefSeq, a predicted model, not a curated record